Messenger RNA from Brassica oleracea var. oleracea, 1044 nucleotides. RefSeq lists its product as uncharacterized. Bases 80 to 829 code for a protein of 249 amino acids. The record is from RefSeq and is a predicted model, not a curated record. Lineage: Eukaryota; Viridiplantae; Streptophyta; Magnoliopsida; Brassicales; Brassicaceae. The transcript is spliced from 3 exons.
UCACAGGCUCAUUUCAAACCACACAUUCAAACUAAUAACUCUCAAAAACUGAGAGCAGAAGAGAGUAGAGGAGAAACAAAUGUCCAUAUCCAUGGCGCUAUUCUCUCCGCCGAUCUCUUCUUCAGUUCAAAACCCCAAGAUCUCGUUCCCUCUCCUCUCCACCAAGCGCUUCUCUCUCCUCUCCGUCACUCGCGCUUCCUCCGAUUCUGCUGCAGUCUCUGCAACCACCGUAGAGAUUCCGAAGCCCGCGUCGGUUUCUGUAGAGGAGGUGCCAUCUAAACCUCCUGCGGAAAGCUCCUCCGACGAGACUGAUCUGCCAACCACGGCGACGGGAAUCAAGUUUCAGGAUGCGAAGUGGGUUAAUGGAACCUGGGAUCUGAAACAGUUCGAGAAAGACGGGAAAACCGAUUGGGAUUCUAUUAUCGUCGCUGAGGCAAAGAGGAGAAAGUGGCUUGAAGAUAACCCAGAAACAACUACUAACGCUGAGCCUGUUCUUUUCGACACCUCGAUCAUUCCAUGGUGGGCGUGGAUGAAGAGAUACCAUCUACCAGAAGCUGAACUCCUCAAUGGUCGUGCUGCGAUGAUAGGGUUCUUCAUGGCUUACUUUGUUGACAGCCUUACCGGAGUAGGACUUGUUGAUCAAAUGGGAAACUUCUUCUGCAAAACACUCUUGUUUGUGGCUGUAGCUGGAGUUCUUUUCAUCCGCAAGAACGAAGAUUUAGAUAAGCUCAAGGGUCUGAUCGAAGAGACGACGCUAUAUGACAAGCAAUGGCAAGCGGCUUGGAAAGAGCCGGAAUCAUCAUCAUCGACGCUUUCUUCAAAGAAGUGAACAAAAUCUUUCUCGCUUUUUGUUUCCUCUUUUCUCAUGUGAUGUUUGUGAUCAGUGAAAAAAGUCUCAAGAUAAACGCAAAAUCUAUUUGGCUUUGAAAAAAUCUCUUUAAAGUAGUCCCAAAGAAAUUAGUGCAGAGAAACUAAGGAAGGUCAUUGACUUUGUAAAACAGAUCUCUUCCUUUAACUAACUCUAAGAUGCUUUGAUUUGCUUAA